Messenger RNA from Phytomonas sp. EM1, 1425 nucleotides. The record is from the annotation of a GenBank genome assembly. NCBI's taxonomy places the organism in Eukaryota, Euglenozoa, Kinetoplastea, Trypanosomatida, Trypanosomatidae.
AUGACAACGCAUUAUGUUAUAGGGUUUACCGGCACUAUAGCAAGUGGAAAGACAGUGCGCUGUCAUCGCCUGCUGCAGGCCGCCAUUAAUCAUCAACUCAGUGCCCUGCACUCUGCAUCCAAAACUGGGAAGAAGAGUAAGGUGUCAGUAGAGGAGGCUUUGCAGUUGGCUUCGACGACUGCUUUGGCGGGACAAAAAUCGACUGCAUUCUCUGCCUCGUAUUUGCCCUUGCUACAGGAUAGUCCUCUGAGUGUGAAGUACAUCAACGCAGAUCUUUUGGGGCAUUCUGUCUACUUGCCAGGCACCCCUUGUUAUUAUCAAUUGAUUCAACGCUUCGGCGAGAGAAUUCUCAUGCGAGAGGAGGCACAGGGGGGGGCCGCAACUGCCUCAUUAGGCGAUAGCGAUAGUCUUAGGAGGUCUGGAAACACAGUACCAUCGCGUGCUGAUGUAAUCUUCUCCGCCUCGCCCCCUCCAAUCAACCGUCACGUGCUUGGCAAGAUCGUAUUUGCGGAUCUACAAGAGCUUUCAGCACUCAACGCCAUUUGUUGGCCGCAUAUUAUGGAGGCCUUCAAGGCGCAGUACAGUUCCUGCGUGUUGGCUGCCCAGGAGUCUGGCAAGCGGGUGACCCUUUUUAUCCUAGAGGCCGCGCUUCUUUUGGAGAUUGCGGGCAUGCUUCGGUACUGCACCGAUGUCUGGAUCACGAGCUGUAGCGAGGAAGAGGCGGCAUCGCGCCUCGCCCUGCGAAACGGCCUCGGGGCUGCAGAGGUCGCGCAGCGCAUCACCGCGCAGGCGAGUCUCUUCGAGAAGAUUAAGACCCUUCGUCGGAUAGAAUUCGCUAAUGGAUUAAAACACUUCAACACAUCCGAGACGACGUUAGAUGAGGGCCUGCGGCAGGUGGAUCUAGUCUUUGAGAAAUAUUGGCGUGAUAAAAUCAAGCCGUGGCUAUAGAGUGAAGAAGUUCAGGUAGAGACAAACUGGUUUGAUGAUUCUCUCGAGUCGUGGUAUUUUAUGCAAACCUUAUUAUUCUAUUUACCAAUUGUGAAUCAGAAUUCCAGCUGAAAAGCAUGUGUCUAAGGAAUAAACGAUUGCAGUGAACUCAAUAAGAACAUGGUCUUGAUCUAUCUGAGACUUCCUGACUAACGUGUGAUCAAUCGAUUCGAACGAGCAUCGUGCUUCCAAGCAAUGAUAAUGGAAUAAUGAAUGGAUUUCGUGAUCUGUUUCUCCUAUCUGCGCGUUGGUAUUCGUUCUAUGCUGAGUGAUUGUGGGAGGGUUUUUUUGUUCAAGCAUUCCCAAAAAGCGAGUAAACGGGAAGAACAAAUAUGAGGCCAUUAUUAUAUUCUGACACUCGUUUUCCCCAUUCUCACCUUUUCUUUGGCCAAAUAAAUAAAUAUCUGUAUUUGCUUAUUUAAUGUACCCCUUUCAAGG